Molecule: messenger RNA, 646 nt
Organism: Herpailurus yagouaroundi (jaguarundi)
Lineage: Eukaryota; Metazoa; Chordata; Mammalia; Carnivora; Felidae
Gene: EDDM3B
Product: epididymal protein 3B
Exons: 1
Coding region: 13-450 (145 amino acids)
Source: RefSeq, a predicted model, not a curated record
CUGGUGACUGAGAUGGCAUCCUCUCUAAAGGUCCUUGGCCCUAUCUUGGCCCUGCUGUUUCCCCUAUGUGGGCUGCUUAUACACAGCCAGAACCUUUCCUGGAGGGAAUUCAUGAAGCAGCACUACCUGAGCACAAGCUGGAAAUUCAGCGACUACAAAUGCGAUGAUCUCAUGAGGGAAAGAGGAGCUCCAAAAGACAGGAACUAUCAUACCUUCAUCUAUACCUUGUGGCACAAAAUCGAGCAUAUAUGCCUCAGGAAGUGGAGAGAUCGUUACAGAAAUGUAUAUAUAUGGGCCCAGCAUCCCUUCAAAAUCCUCCAGUGCUACCAGGAGAGUAACAAAAAGAGCUACAGAGAACAUAGCAGCUACAGCUACAUUGAAUUCCACUGUGGCACGAAUGGGUAUGUGGACAGCAUAGAGGACAUCCAAUUGUUAGACAUCAAAAAUUAGAAAGUCUACCCACACCCCCAGGUUUUAGUAGAGUGCCCAUUACUUCCCAAGUGGUAGCCUGACGCCUACAUCAACAGCGCUGGCUACUCCUUCCUUUGCGUGUAUGUGCCAAUGUUUUCUCACGACUGGAGUUAUGUACCACAAGGUUUCUUGAUAUUAAAACUGCCUGCAUUGUUUCUCUACCCUGAAUACCUUU